AUGUCGCGGGUGCUGGUGGUGGGCGCGGGGCUCACGGGUGGGGCGUGCGCGGCGCUGCUGCCGCGGGGGGCGCGGGGACCCGCGGCCGUCUGGGACAAGGCGCGGGGCGCAGGGGGUCGCAUGAGCACGACCCGCGGCGACCUGGGCAGCGCCGACCUGGGCGCGCAGUUCGUCACCUGCGACACGGACCUGGCGGGGCCGCGCCGCAGCUUCUAUGAGGAACUUCUGUCUCACGGCGUCUUGAAACCGCUGACUGCUCCCGUGGAAGGAAUGGUGGUGAGGGAAGGCUCCUGCAACUAUGUGGCACCCCAGGGCAUCUCUUCGGUUGUCAAGUAUUAUUUGAAACAGUCAGGUGCAGAUGUCUUGUACGAGCAGCACGUAACUCACAUCUCCCUCCGAGAUGGGA
This is a messenger RNA of Empidonax traillii (willow flycatcher), 406 nucleotides long. Its product is annotated as renalase-like. Gene Ontology annotation, molecular function: oxidoreductase activity, acting on NAD(P)H. The record is from RefSeq and is a predicted model, not a curated record. Gene Ontology annotation, cellular component: extracellular region. Lineage: Eukaryota; Metazoa; Chordata; Aves; Passeriformes; Tyrannidae. The transcript is spliced from 4 exons. The annotation marks the transcript as partial.